AUGUCCGCCGCCGCCCACCAGCCGCGACCCGACUUCAAAAAGGCCGAGUCUUCGCGUCCGCCCGCGACCCCGGCCUCCUUCACCGUCACGAGGACCAUCCUGCCGGACUGGACGUUUGGCGGCGGCGCAAACACCCCCGAGCAGCCGCCGCCGCCGCCGCCGCCGCCGCACGUCUCCAUCGACCCGUACGAGCCCGGCCGCCCGCCCCAGUUCAACUACAAGCUCCUCAUCUCGAGCAUCGUCCCGCGCCCCAUCGCCUUCCUGUCGACCCGGUCGGGCCGCGACGGCGCCACCAACCUCGCGCCCUUUAGCUACUUCAACAUGGUGAGCCACGACCCGCCGCUGUUCGUCGUCGGCUUCUCCAGCCCCCUCGCGUCCGCCAAGGACUCCCUCAGGAACCUCGUCGACACGGGGGAGUGCGUCAUCAACAUCAUUUCCGAGCCCUUUGUCGAGGCCGCCAACUCGACCAGCAUCGACGCCCCGUACGGCACGUCGGAGUGGCCCGUGAGCGGCCUGACCGCCGAGGAGUGCGACGUGGUCGGGUGCCCCAGGGUCGGGGAGGCCGUUGUCAGCGUGGAGGCCAAGCUCGACAUGGUCAAGGAGUGGGAGAGCAGGGUCUCGGGCAACAAGACCGGGACCAUGGUCGUGCUGGAAGGGGUCAGGUUCUGGGUGAGGCAGGACGCCCUCAACGAGGACAGAAACAUGGUCGAUCCUGCGGUCUUGAGACCCGUCGCGAGGAUGGGAGGCAUCACGUACGCCAGGACAAUGGAAGCCUUUGAGCUGCCAAGGCCCAGGUUUGAGCAAGACCUCGGCGGACACGAGGGACUGGAAAGGGUCAAGAAUCGCAAAUGA
Messenger RNA from Metarhizium album ARSEF 1941, 852 nucleotides. RefSeq names its product FMN-binding split barrel. Gene Ontology annotation, molecular function: FMN binding. Bases 1 to 852 code for a protein of 283 amino acids. The record is from RefSeq and is a predicted model, not a curated record. Lineage: Eukaryota; Fungi; Ascomycota; Sordariomycetes; Hypocreales; Clavicipitaceae. The transcript has 2 exons.